CUCCUCCCCUCCCCUUGCCACAACCUCAGCUCCAGCCUCAGCCUCGAUUCUCCCCUGCUGUAGAGAAAGGAAAUUACAGGGCGACCCCAUGCAGCCGGCCAUGAUGAUGUUUUCCAGUAAAUACUGGGCCAGGAGGGGGUUUUCCCUGGACUCCGCUGUGCCUGAAGAACACCAGCUGUUCGGCAACUUAACACUAAACAGAGCCAACGCCGGAAAAAACGAAGAUAAGAAAGGCAAUAAAGGGAGCGGAAAAAGUGAGACAACCGCUGAGAGUGGAAAGACGGCAGUGGUCUUUUCCUUGAAAAAUGAAGUUGGCGGAUUAGUCAAAGCCCUAAAACUCUUUCAGGAAAAGCACGUAAACAUGGUUCACAUCGAGUCGAGAAAGUCCAAGAGAAGAAAUUCUGAGGUUGAGAUCUUCGUUGACUGUGAUUGCAGCAAGAAAGAGUUCAACGAGCUCAUCCAGUCGCUGAAGUUUCAGACGACUAUCGUGACACUGAAUCCGCCCGAGAACAUCUGGCCGGACGAGGAAGACCUUGAUGGUGUUCCGUGGUUUCCCCGGAAGAUCUCCGAACUAGACAGAUGUUCUCACAGAGUUCUCAUGUACGGUUCCGAGCUUGACGCAGAUCAUCCGGGAUUUAAGGACAACAUCUAUCGACAGAGAAGGAAGUAUUUUGUGGAUGUGGCCAUGAGUUAUAAAUAUGGCCAGCCUAUCCCCAGAGUGGAAUAUACCGUGGAAGAGACCAAAACCUGGGGAGUUGUAUUCAGGGAACUCACCAAACUCUAUCCCACCCACGCUUGCCGUGAGUAUUUGAAAAACCUGCCUCUGCUGACCAAAUGCUGUGGCUACCGCGAAGACAACGUGCCCCAGCUGGAAGAUGUUUCUUUGUUUCUCAAAGAAAGGUCGGGCUUCACAGUCAGACCGGUGGCUGGAUACCUGUCGCCUCGAGACUUCCUGGCUGGACUGGCCUACAGAGUAUUCCAUUGUACUCAGUACAUCAGACAUGGCUCUGACCCGCUCUACACCCCAGAACCAGAUACCUGUCAUGAACUUUUAGGACACGUUCCUCUACUCGCCGAUCCUAAGUUUGCCCAGUUUUCCCAAGAAAUAGGCUUGGCUUCUCUCGGUGCAUCGGAUGAAGACGUGCAGAAGCUUGCCACUUGCUAUUUCUUUACCAUUGAGUUUGGCCUUUGCAAGCAAGAGGGACAGUUGCGGGCUUACGGAGCUGGGCUUCUAUCCUCCAUCGGAGAACUGAAGCAUGCUCUGUCUGACAAGGCGUGUGUGAAAACAUUUGAUCCAAAGACAACUUGCUUGCAGGAGUGCCUUAUCACCACCUUUCAGGAAGCUUACUUUGUUUCAGAGAGUUUUGAAGAAGCCAAAGAAAAGAUGAGAGAUUUUGCAAAGUCAAUAACUCGUCCCUUCUCUGUGUACUUCAAUCCUUACACACAGAGCAUCGAAAUCCUGAAAGACACCAGAAGUAUUGAAAAUGUGGUCCAGGACCUUCGGAGCGAUCUGAACACUGUGUGUGAUGCCCUAAACAAAAUGAACAGAUAUUUGGGGAUCUGAUGCUGGUGGCCGGUUGCUUUCUCUGUUGACCACUUUGAGAAUCGACAACAGAGUCAAGACCCUCUAUCUCUCUUACCUUUCUGGAACAUCAUUUUCUGUGCCCUAGCUUUGCUAGUAAUAUGCCUCACUGUGUAUCUCUAUCUACUUGUAACGUGCAGAUCAAAGAAGACUAAGCAUAUAUGUGAACUCCCGUGGCAGAGUUAAACUUCCCUACCUAUAAGAUGGGCUUUUGCCUGAAAGGAUGUCCAUGUGGGAGUGGUCCCUGGAGCUCAGUUCGGGGUGGUGAAGAGGGGCCAAUUUUACCAGGAAAACCAGUGUCCCGACACCAUCCCUGGCAAAAAUGGAGUGACUUUGGCCUGCAUUCAGAUAGAGCCCCUACCCUGACACCCCUCAGCCUUAUCUCUCUCCCACAAGUGAGACCUUCUCUCUUUAUGGGAUUUCAGACCUGGGCUUGCCUGUGUUCACUCUCCCAGAGAAAGAGACUAUUUAGGGGAAUAAGCCUCUCAUUGGCAAGAUAUGUAAAACAAUCUGAAUCUAAUUCCUCAGUGAAUUAGCAAGCAAUGAAAGAGGGCUUUGGGGAGGAAGGAGAGAACCCUCUUGCUUUGUAAAGACACUGGUACUGGUAAUUUAUAUUACCUAGAGAUGGGGAGAUGGGGAGUCUUGGCCUUGUUGAAAUGCAUGGGUCAUGGGUCAUCCUGUCUUUGCAUUUCUAUUCCCAGUUCUGCUUCACCAUCUCGGACCAGCCAAUUGGCCACAAAAUAAGCUGGGUAAUAAUUGGGGGACCUCUCUGUUAUUUAGCUUGGAAUGCUGCUUUGGAUGAAGAGCGUCUCUGACAACCAAAGGCCAAUUACAGCAAAUUCCUCCUCAGCUGGAAAGAGCUGUUCCCUACAUAGCUUCUCCUAGAGUUGGAAUUUUCUGCAGGGAAUGGAGAGCUAAAUGCUCUCCUCUCCCUUCUACGGUUGUUUAAGCUUGGAAAACACCCUGGUCCCUGGUGUUUGCAUUGACAGGAAUUGAAAUAGAAAUAUCCUUAGGGUUCCCCAAACCACUUUGGUUACAUAGACUUUGUCCGGUGACCCUAUCCCACCCUGGUUUGUUUCGUGCCUAGGGACACUUUCCAUUUAUUAGGAGCCAGUGAUUUGUUCUGAGUGGACCUAGCUGGCAGUCUGGCAGCCAGAAGGAGGUGGCCACAGUCUGGCUUUAAUUUUGGAAAAGUUAGGCGUCAUUUGGGUGGUUGGUAGGUUUUCAGAAACUUGUCUAGAUCCAUUUUCAACCAUAAAAUAACCACUUGGAGUUUUGCGCUUGGGAGCCUCACCACUGGAUUCUCACCCAAGGGCCACUGGCAGGGAGUUUAGUCUGUCCUGCUUAAUGUUUUUAAAUUGUACGUCCCCCAAAGGCCAGAGACCCUGUUUAAUUCCUGCACGAGGAUUCCUUCCCAGUGCUUAGCACAGUGCUCUGAAUUCAGUAAGUGCUUAAUAAAUACUAUCACUACUGCUACUGAGAAUGAUAAUCCAGCCCUCCUCCAUGAGGAAUAAUGCUACAGAUAAUCCUACAUUUCAAAAAAGAGUAUAAAGUUUUUCACCAUCUAAUUAGUGUCUUAUUGCCCUUCAUCAAUUAUUAGUUUUAUAUCCCUAAAGCAUAUUAAAGUUUCAUACUCUGAAAAUUCACUAGAAGCAGCCAAAUUCACUUCCAAGUCAAAACUCCUGUUGACCCUUUCUCCUCCAUCUAAACAGCUACUAUUCUGAUCAAAACAUUUAUCAUA
Messenger RNA from Ornithorhynchus anatinus (platypus), 3323 nucleotides. RefSeq names its product tryptophan hydroxylase 2 (gene TPH2). Gene Ontology annotation, molecular function: tryptophan 5-monooxygenase activity; iron ion binding. The record is from RefSeq and is a predicted model, not a curated record. The transcript has 11 exons. Gene Ontology annotation, biological process: aromatic amino acid metabolic process; serotonin biosynthetic process. Lineage: Eukaryota; Metazoa; Chordata; Mammalia; Monotremata; Ornithorhynchidae. The coding region runs from base 89 to 1564 and encodes 491 amino acids. Gene Ontology annotation, cellular component: neuron projection.